This is a messenger RNA of Anguilla rostrata (American eel), 8341 nucleotides long. RefSeq names its product phosphodiesterase 4A, cAMP-specific (gene pde4a). Gene Ontology annotation, molecular function: 3',5'-cyclic-AMP phosphodiesterase activity. The coding region runs from base 1144 to 3336 and encodes 730 amino acids. The record is from RefSeq and is a predicted model, not a curated record. Gene Ontology annotation, cellular component: cytosol; nucleus; perinuclear region of cytoplasm. NCBI's taxonomy places the organism in Eukaryota, Metazoa, Chordata, Actinopteri, Anguilliformes, Anguillidae. The transcript has 15 exons. Gene Ontology annotation, biological process: signal transduction.
ACACGCACAGAGAGAGAGAGAGAGAGAGGGAGGGGGAGCGCGAGAGACAGACAGACAGCGAGUGAGGGGAGAGAGAGAGGAAGAGAAGAUCACGUCGUGAGUAGCGAGAUAUGGUAAGGAAGACGUAAUGGUAAAUAGCAAAUAUCACAAAACUGCUGCGGACAAGCUGGAGGAAAAGAAGAAAAGAAGUCUGACCGAUAAAAUGAAGAGCGCGCAAGAGAGAUCUCGACACUUGGGCACUGGUUACUAGUAAUGUAUUUUGAUCGAAACAUUGGAAAGAGCGAAGACAACUGUCGCAGCUUUUCGGAUACAGCCAUAACCACAAUUCUCACUAUGGAUACUAUGAAUGUUAUCAUGUGAAGCAGGUUUUAUGAAAUGGCAUAUUUUUAAAGUUAAAUCCUUCUUAGCCUAUACAUAUUCUUAACUGUGCCCAAUCGAUUCAUUUUUUUUUUUUUUUUUGUAAUUAAUGGAUGGGCUCGCUCGGUCGAGGCUCCAGUUGAACGAGCCCCGCUAACAUUCGGUGACUACCGGAGAGUGGUUACGGGAGAGUUCUGACUAACAGGUGACGCUGGCAGCAGCAAUACCAGCCCCAGCGGUAUGUAUAGGCUACUUCGGCAAUAAGCGACUGGUAAAAGCAAUAAACUCCGCCAUAUACGAGUGAACUAUUCAGCCAUGAAUGAUGCGGCAAGUAACUUCAGGGGAGGCAUCGCGGGCGACUGUCUCCCGGAAUCUGCCGCGCGGAUAUUUAAUUUACUUUUUUAAUGCUGAAUAUCAGCACACUAACUAUAGGGCCCUACUGAACUUCAGUUAUUCUUGGAUUGGGGUUUGACGUAAUAACAGUAAUUUUAGAACUAAUUUUUAUUAUUAUUAUUAUUAUUAUUUUUCUUCAGAAAAGAUAAUCGCUAUUUGCACAUGCACUGUGAUGUGUCCCUUAUGUUUAUAAUUCUUUUUUUUUUGCGUGCGUGCAUUUGAAAUGGUCUCGCGCAACAUUAUCGUUGGCUGAAAUGAGACCAUGAUAAAAAAUAGACAUUUGUUUUUACUGAAACAGUAUACAGCCAAAGCACAACUUUAACAUCCUUACUAAUUUAGGCUACUUUAUGCAAGGCCAUUUCCUUGUUGUAAGUCGUCUUUAGACUAUUUCCAAUGAUGGAGACACCACCUUGCUCCAAGAAGAGCUUGUCUCUCUCGCUGCCCGUUCCCCGAGAAGGACAUGCGACCCUCAGGCCCCCGCAGCACCUUUGGAGGCAGCCGCGGACCCCCAUCAGAAUUAAACACCGCGGAUAUUCGGACACUGACCGGCAUCACCAUCACCAUCGGCAGAUCGAGCGCUCCAACGCCGUGGACACGAGCGACCGACCAGGACUGAAAAAGUCUCGCAUGUCUUGGCCCGCUUCCUUCCAAGGAACGAGCAGCACGUGCGGCGGUAACUGUGCGUCAAACAAACGGUCUGAUGUGGAGAACGGCUCGUCUCUGGCCGCUCCUGAUCAGCAGCCCAGUCCCGGGGCGAUGCUGCACCCCUCCUUCCCCCAAAGCCAGCGCCGCGAGUCCUUCCUGUACCGCUCCGACUCGGACUACGACAUGUCCCCCAAGACCGCGUCCCGCAACUCGUCCGUCAGCAGCGAUGCGCACCCUGAGGAUCUCAUUGUGACCCCGUUUGCUCAGGUGUUGGCCAGUCUGCGCACUGUAAGAAGUAACUUCACCAUCCUCGUCAACGUCACCACGCCCGCCGACAAGAGGUCGCCACUGGGAGGUCAACAUACAGUGCCCAAAGCAACACUUUCAGAGGACACGUAUGAGCAGCUGGCUCGGGAGACCCUGGAGGAGCUGGACUGGUGCCUGGAGCAGCUGGGGACCAUCCAGCCCCACCGCUCUGUCAGCGACAUGGCCUCCACCAAGUUUAAGAGGAUGUUAAAUCGGGAGCUCUCUCACCUGUCUGAGAUGAGUCGCUCUGGAAACCAGGUGUCAGAGUACAUCUCCAGCACCUUCCUCGAUAAGCAGAACGAGGUGGAGAUCCCCUCCCCUACGCAGAGAGAGCGGGAGAAGCCCACGAGUCACAUCAGCAGCGUGAGGAAGCUCACCUGCCCCAGCCUCACCCACAGCUCCAGCCUCACCUGCCCCACCUGCCCCAGCCUCGCCUGCUCCUCUGUCCCACGCUUCGGAGUGCCCACGGACCAGGAGGAGGAGCUGGGCAGGGAACUGGACGACUUGAACAAAUGGGGCCUCAAUAUCUUCCACAUCGCGGAGUUCUCAAACAACAGACCGCUCAGCUGCAUCAUGUUCGCCAUAUUCCAGGAGAGGGAUCUGUUGAAGACGUUCCAGAUUCCGGUGGACGCGUUCAUGACAUUUGUGAUGACCCUCGAGGAUCAUUACCAUAGCAACGUGGCCUACCACAACAGUCUGCAUGCUGCUGAUGUCACACAGUCCACACACGUGCUGCUGUCCACUCCAGCCCUUAACGAUGUCUUCUCUGAGCUGGAGAUUCUAGCUGCUCUGUUUGCUGCAGCUGUUCAUGAUGUGGAUCACCCAGGAGUUUCUAACCAGUUCCUCAUUAAUACCAACUCAGAGCUGGCGCUGAUGUACAACGACGAGUCGGUCCUGGAGAACCACCACCUGGCCAUCGGGUUCAAGCUCCUGCAGCAGGAGAACUGCGACAUCUUCAAGAACCUCAGCAAGAGACAGAGACAGAGCCUGCGCAGAAUGGUCAUCGACAUGGUGUUGGCCACCGAUAUGUCCAAACACAUGAGCCUGCUGGCUGACCUGAAGACGAUGGUGGAGACGAAGAAAGUGACCAGUUCGGGAGUGCUGCUGCUCGACCACCACACUGACCGAAUACAGGUGCUGAGGAACAUGGUGCACUGUGCGGACCUGAGUAACCCCACCAAGCCGCUGGCCGUGUACCGGCAGUGGACUGAGCGCAUCAUGCAGGAGUUCUUCCGGCAGGGCGACCGAGAGAGAGAGAGAGGCAUGGAGAUCAGCCCCAUGUGCGACAAGCACACCGCGUCUGUGGAGAAGAGCCAGGUGGGCUUCAUUGACUACAUCGUUCACCCCCUGUGGGAGACGUGGGGAGACCUGGUGCACCCCGACGCUCAGGACAUCCUGGAGACGCUGGAGGAGAACCGGGACUGGUACCAGAAUGCCGUCCCCCAGAGCCCCUCCCCCAGCCCCUCCCCCUUGCACAGCUUCCAUUUCCAGCUCACCCUGGAGGACGAGGGGGAGGGGGAGGGGCAGCUCCGCCUCGCUGGGGACGGGACGGGUCCCGCCGUCAGGGAGAACAGACACUCCGAUGCAAGUCCUGAGGAAGAGGAGGAGUCUUCCUCACCUGCUGAGUACACGUGAGGAAGGGCCCCCACACUUCAUCCCUGUCGGGGGGCGCGCGUUUGCGUGCCUGUGUACCCCACUGGGGGUGAAGGGCAGUUGGGUGGGGGAGGGAGGGCCCGGGGGGUGGGGGGUGGGAGGUAGGUAACUAUUUAAACAAAUGCAGCAAUUACAGCACCACCCACCCCCCUCCGCCCCUCCAACACAAGCACACACUCACUGACAUAUUAAAACUAAAACCACUGAAGACAUUUAUAGAUGUUCUGAUCUAUUGGUUUUUUUUUUUUAAAAAAGGGAAGAAAAAUAAUAGCGAUAGAUGUUCUAUACACAGAAACUGUAGAAAUAAUAUUGAUAGCAAAAUUGUUAUUUACACAGAAACUGUAGACUUGGACUGGGCUUCUGCUAGUGGUAUGAGGAACUGUGGAUAAAACUAACUUGAGAAGAAACCGAUUUUAAUGGGACCUGAAAGAAGACUUUAAAGGUAUACUAUGCAGGUUUUUUUAAAGCUUGCUGUGGUCCUGUGUUUACAAUCAAUGUCUGGCAAACCUAGCUGGAUAGCUAGGUAAUGUUUCUUACAGGUUUCUUACAGAAAACCAGCCAACUUCGCAUGGAUUUUCAUCCCCUUGGUGAACUUCAGCUGAUGCCACAGAGAAAAACAAGUCCAAGGUUAAUUCUAGUCCUCGUUGGCUUGUCUUUUUUCUUUCCUGUAUCCUGGGGCCAUUUCCUGUUUCCCGGGGCCAUUGCAGUGGCUAGCUAGGUGGCAACAAACACUCCACUGAAAAAAAAAAAACAGAAACAAAAGGGGCAGGCACGGUGGCAUAGUGGUUAGCACUGUUGCCUCGCAAGAAAGAGGUUCGGGGUUCGAAUCCGGGUCCGACCGGAUCCUCUCUCCGAGUACUCCGGUUUCCUCCCACACUCAAAGACAUGCAUGUUAGGUGUGCUCCUGCAGUUGCCCUUGACCAAGGCACUGGCCUCAGAACUGGAGUUGGUCCCCGGGCGCUGCACUGUGGCUGCCCACUGCUCCUAAAUGACUAGGAUGGGUCAAAAUGCAGAGGACAAAUUAUCCCACGGGGUUCAAUAAAAGUAUAUCUUAAAUCUGAUCCCAAACCACAGGCUCUGUAGCCACAUCCACCCCUCCCCACACAGAAAUGAGCGCCAGGCCCAGAAACGUCCUGAACACAUUUCAGGAUAACAAAUACAGGUAAAAGGUGCACGAAUUCGGCCAAAGUGCACCACGGAUAUACCUUAGCAUGGUUAUUUUUUAUCAUAUUUAUCAUCAAGGUGAAAAUCCUGCAUAGUAUGCCUUUAAGACACAUGCAUAUUGCACACACUGCCACAAACUGAAAUGAAUGCAAAAAUAAGGUGUGAAUGGACUCUCCCCAGUACAGUGAAGCUCAGUGCAGUCGAUCAGGUACUGCCUUAAACAAUAAUUGGUUACUGCUCACACGGUGUCUUCUAUGAGGGCGAAUCACUGCUCCCAGAUAUGGAGCAGAAACCUUUCUUUCUUUGUGUACCUGAAGAAAUUCUCUCAAGUGUUGCCCAAACUUUCCCAUGAACACACAGGCCAUGCACACACAGCUGUGUGUGUGCGUGUGCAUGUGUGUGUGUGUGUGUGUGUUUGUGUUUGUGUCUGGUCUAGCGUGAGUACAUUAAUGUGUAUUUGGGAGUAUUUGGAUGGGACCGACUGGGAUAAAGCCAUCUCUAUCUGAGUUUAUAUAAAUGAAUAUUAAUAAUAAUUAAUGUUGAUCUGCAUCUUUACCAGGAUCUGGGUUCCUACUUGCCACUUUUCUCCCGUAGUGGAGAAGAGGAAUGGUGUAGUAGGAGGGCCUACUGGCCCCAGGCUCUUUCCCUUUAUGGAGUAUGGCCAAUGGAGGGUGGCCACGCCCAUGUCCUUUUAUGGAGUGUGGCCACGCCCCUUUACUUUUUAUGGAGCGUGGCCAGUGCAUGGUGGCCCCGCCCCUUUCCCUUUACGGAGUGCGGCCAGUGGAAGGUUGGCCGCGUGCCUUUUCUGAACUGCCAGCGUCCUACUUCGAGGAGCUGCAGCGAAAGCAAUGCAUUGUGGGAACGGGAGUGCCCGUCACUUCCUGAGCCCCCACAUCAGCUGUUUACGACAAAGGUUUCACGUGUUUGCUGACGUGUCCGUGUUGUGGUGACGUGUUACCGCCCUGUGUGCGUGGGUCGGGUGGCUCGCCUGUGGCUCCAUCGUCUUCAUCACUCCCGCUCCUUCUCUGUCACGUGUGCCCCGAUCACAGACUGGGACCUGCUGCCAGGAGGAUAGGGUGAGAGAGGACGCGUGUGGGACAGGGUCAUAGAGGCACUCGGGAUUUUUACCGUCUCUCUCUCCGACUUCAAAGUGUUUUUAGCCUUAGUGUCAAAGACAGGGUUCCUAACUGCCACUGUUUCAUAUAAUGCAAAUGUAUGUGUGCAGCACACAUAUAUAUAAUUUGCAGUGUGUGUAUAGCACAUGUGUCCCUUUCUGUGUGUUUAGCAUUUAUAUCUCUCUUUGUAGUAUGUGUGUGCCACUUAUAUGCCUGUCUCAAUGCAUCUGCUGCCUAUUUGCGCAUGAGGGUGAACAUGUACGUGAGAGAGAGAAAGAGACAGACAGACAGAGAGAGAAAGAGAGUAAGAAAGAGAGAAAAUGUGUGUGUGCUUGUGCGUGCAUGCAUACAUGCAUGCAUAUGUGUGUGUGCGCAUAGUUGAUUCAUGCACACUGAACUGUAUGAUUCCUUGUUCAGUCAGAUUUUCGUUAAGAGGCUUUAGAUCAGGAGUCUCAAACUCCAGUCCUGGAAUGCCACAGUCUGCUGACUUUUGUGCUGUCCUGUCAGUCAUCCAGGAAAUGAGGAGUGCAGACUCUUUAGCCAAUCAGUGACUUAAAUAAGCACUUAAAGACCUGCAGACACAGUGGACCUUCAGGAUUUGAGUUUGAGAUCCCUGUAUUUUGAUGGUUUGAUGUUUAGCUUCCCUGCAAGCAAAAAAACUGCUCAGUCAAAACUGAGUUCAGUCAGUACUGUAGAUCAGCUAAUCUGAUUGGUUUGUGGAUGAGCAAAUGUGAUGACAGGUGGAAUCAGUUAAUCUGAGUGCUCCAUUCCCCGUCUACAUGUACCUUUGUAAUUUAGGAAAUGUUGCUAAGUGCUUUUAUGUUUAUUUCCAUUUAUGAUGGAGCUAUAAAAAAAACAGAUAUUGCCAUUUUAACACAAAUACUGUAGAAAGUGUUUCUUUUUAAUAAAUAGCAUAAUCGCUGCCAGUUUAAAGUGAUGAAUAGAACAUCACAAUAAUGUCACAAUGUAUGUGAGAGAUACAUAUUAUUUGCACAGUUUUACUACGAUUUUGCUUAUUCGUGUUUGUUUGUUUAUAUAUAUAUAUAUGUUGAAUUUUGAAGAGCUUGUUCUGCCACUUCCUCUUUAUACUUCUGUUUCCUUGCUUGGUGACAGGGGGUUCGUCUGCACAGUGAACCACUCACACAGUGGUGGUUAACCGUCCCCAGUUAUGCAUAAAAAUGGCUCAGUCAUACAUGAAUCCUGAAUACUUUUGUGAGCUAGAUGUUGCUGUGGAGAUCUGCGGUAUCAACUCCGCUAAACAGACUAUCGAUACAUAAUGUAUGGCUUGCUGACUACGUUUGCUGACUAACUUUGCUAAGAUCAGCUGGCUAGCCAGUUAACAUUAACAUAACACAAAUGACUGUAACAAAUGAAUUAGCUCACUGCCUAACAUCGCUGUCAGAACAGAGAGGAUUUUUUUCUAGCUAAUAUUGAUGUCAUGAUGCAGGUUAUUCUUACCAGCUUUUUAAAAAAUAUUAUAGAAUCUAAUAAACAGUAUAGACACUUCCACAUCACAGGGUAUUCCGUCCAGUUCUGGAUGCUGAACUGUAGGGACGUAGAAGUUCUUGGAAAAACAAUGUCCUGUUCUAAUGUUCUUAUAGUAUGUUCAAAACCUGUGGGUAAUUUUGUGCAGGGCCUUUGUUCUGUUAAAUAUUGAUAUACCUCCUUUAUUUCUACAGGUUACGCCUAAAACAAUGGAUAAAUCAGCUCUUGUACAAAGUUGAUGGUGUGAAAUUUUGAAUGAAUGGAAUGAAUAUUGAUGAUGUAUAUAUCUGACAUCUGAUUUGCCGAGUGGUCCGUCACAUGUACUGGUCUUCUGCUCUGAUUGGCCGGGUGGGUCUGGCACAUGUGACUGUCAUGCGUACUGUCAUGUUGCACAGAUUAAUCGCAUAAUAGGGACUGCAAUGGAAGGAACCUCUGUGAAGCAUAUAUAUAUACAUCACACCAAUAUGGAUUUCUUCUUGCACUCCCUUAAAAAAUAUCCAUUCAUGAAGAAUGGUGUUAGUGUCAAGACCUCUGUCAACCCCACGGCCUUUGUCUCUCUGUUUCUGUGCUUCUCUCCUAGUGCCGUCCGUAGCUGAUUGGUUGAUAGCGCGCAUAUACUUCUGUAAAGGUGUAUAUUUAAAUUGUUUGACUGAACUGUGUGUAUCAGCACUUUAUCCUGUCUGUACUGUGAGGUGAAGACAGGGGGUAUGUGUUAUUUGGGCAGGGAGGGUAAUGGGAUGGGUGGGAGGGAGUGAUGUAAAAGGGACAUUCUUAUUAUCAGUCCACUUUCUUACGUGCCAUCCUGCUGCUUUCAAACCUCACCCAGUCACUCCGUGGAAAAUACAGUCUUCUAUAUCACCAUGCUAUGGUACAUACAUGCGCAAUGUUAUGUGUAUUCUUUGUUGGCACGGCCCUAGGGGUGUCAGAUUUGAGUGAGGCUCAGUGCGGUUGUGAGAAUCUAGAAAGGAGUGGAUUCACACACCCCUCACCUCCUUCACCUUUGUUCUUAGGGUUAUGUUUCCCUUUUCUUUUUUUUUUUUUACCAAUUCAUCACAAGUCUUCAGCGUUUUUGAACCUUUAAAUCACCUAAAGUGAUGAAAUUACCUGAAACUUCAGUCUUUCUCUCAGAACAGUGGGGUUUUUACUCCUGGUCCAUGUUUCACAAGUUAUUGUAAUUAUUGUAACCGUGAAAAAACACAAUAAAAUUGAUUGUAAUAUUUGUA